AUGCCGGAGCCAGUUGAAAGCACCAACUGGAUUACGCUGUCUCCAUCAGAGCGGGAGCAGUACGACCGCACUGUUCAGGAAACUGCCGAGAUUAUCCGACAAAAGACUUGGGAAAGGACUGGGAAAGGGAACCAUUUUGGUCUGUUCCAGGCCCAGCUGCAGCUCAGGCUCAUCUGCAACCACGGCACGUACCAAGUGCCCCUGAAGCUGAGCCGGAGGGACAGGCGGACGGAGCGCGAAGCGAUGCUGCAGGCCAUUGGUCUGGGAGCCGACACGAUCUGCUCUGGGUGCGGCGCUCCAUUCUCGGCGUUCGAAGCGCUCAGCUCGACACUAUGCAAGCACAAGUUCUGUGCGGAGUGCAUGGAAGACAACAACGCUCCAUGUCCGCUGUGCCACGCCCGAACAAGGGUGGACGAACUCGACGAGGUGCCAAAUGCUGGCAUGGGGCUCCCCUUGUACGCCGAUGUAGGGAAUGGUGGCUAUUUCAACAUGAAUGGCAUGUCGUCCAAGAUGGAAGCCUUGAUGAAGGACGUGAAGGCAGUCUCGCGAUUAGGUGGUGCAAAAAGACUGAACCUCACCGUCGCGAGCCACAUCUUCAUCUUUGAGCCGCAGUGGAACCCAAGCGUGGAAAGCCAAGCGAUUGGCAGAGCGCAACGGCUCGGGCAGGACCAGCAGGUCUUUGUGACGAGAUAUCUGGUUGCUGGAACCGUUGAGAAUAGAAUGCACUCGCAGCAAAAGAGAAAAGUCGAACUUGCCAAGGUCGGGUUCGAAAACGAAUCCAUCGCUUCUGAGCAGGGAGAUUGA
Molecule: messenger RNA, 804 nt
Organism: Pyricularia oryzae 70-15
Lineage: Eukaryota; Fungi; Ascomycota; Sordariomycetes; Magnaporthales; Pyriculariaceae
Product: DNA repair and recombination protein RAD5C
Exons: 3
Coding region: 1-804 (267 amino acids)
Source: RefSeq, a predicted model, not a curated record